Molecule: messenger RNA, 897 nt
Organism: Capronia coronata CBS 617.96
Lineage: Eukaryota; Fungi; Ascomycota; Eurotiomycetes; Chaetothyriales; Herpotrichiellaceae
Exons: 2
Coding region: 1-897 (298 amino acids)
Cellular component (GO): mitochondrion
Source: RefSeq, a predicted model, not a curated record
AUGGCGAACUCGAAACAAGUGGCAGAAUUGCCACGCUUCCUCCUCCCUCGCUUGACUUGGACCACGACUUCGUUUGCGCAGGUUGCGCCGCAGACCGUUCACAUUUUCCCUGCGAUCGAACGGAAACCCACCGUAACAUCAUUUCAGACGGCCUCCAAGCCUAGAACGGUACAUACCAGCGCUGUCAAGAGCUCGGCUGCGUCGAGCGCUUCUUAUGCCCCCCGUUCUACGAGAAGACCUCGCUCCUAUGCCCAGCCGCUGCCGGCAAACUCGGCUCCAAUUCGACAUAAUGGCGUCUACGUUGCCACUUAUAAAUCCGCACGGAAAGCCUUCUCGACGACUGCUGUGCAAAGGAAAGAACACCACUUUGACACAUUGAAGUUUGUGCAAAGGCUAAAGGGAGAGGGGUUCAGCGAGGAGCAGGCAGUGGCUAUGAUGCGCGUGCUCAACGACGUGAUAGAAGAGUCCAUUCAGAAUCUCACCCGGACCAUGGUUUUGAAAGAAGAUGCCGAGAGAACGACCUACACCCAGAAAGUGGACUUUGCCAAACUGAGAAGCGAGCUGUCCAACGCUGACAGCACCGAAGCACAACUCACCCGGUCGAGCCACGACCGGUUGUCUAGUGACCUGGCUAAACUGAACGCUCGUUUGCGUGACGAGAUCGGUCGCACGCAGGCCAGCGUCCGCUUAGACCUGAAUCUCGAGAAGGGGAGGAUACGAGAAGAAGCGAACGGCCAAGAAAUGCGGAUCAAGGAAACCGAAGCCAGAAUUGAGCAGGAGGUCGCCGGACUUCGGGAACGCGUCGAGGCAGUCAAGUUCUCGACCCUGCAGUGGCUCAUGGGUGUCUGUACUGGUACCGCAGCUCUGAUCCUCGGUGCCUGGCGUCUGUUGAUGUGA